This is a messenger RNA of Electrophorus electricus (electric eel), 4724 nucleotides long. It is a transcript of the gene uso1, whose product is annotated as USO1 vesicle transport factor. Gene Ontology annotation, biological process: vesicle fusion with Golgi apparatus; transcytosis; intracellular protein transport. Gene Ontology annotation, molecular function: protein binding. Gene Ontology annotation, cellular component: endoplasmic reticulum; Golgi stack; ER to Golgi transport vesicle membrane. Lineage: Eukaryota; Metazoa; Chordata; Actinopteri; Gymnotiformes; Gymnotidae. The record is from RefSeq and is a predicted model, not a curated record.
GCCACGUCUCCGCGCAUGCGCACCCUGCAGUGCGCGAGCGGUUCCGGGGUAGGUCGCUGAGGGGGCUGUUUAGUGUGAAAACAUCACCUUUUCAGGCACUCCAUACUCGGUUAUAUCACAGAGGUUUCUUCGGAAAGUGUAAUUUCAAGCACCGUUGACCCGCUGAAGGAUGAAUUUCAUCAGGGGCGUAAUAGGAGGACAGCCGGCGGGAGCGCAGCCGUCUGGGGUAGAGACUAUCCAGAAGCUGUGCGAUCGCGUGGCCUCGUCCACGCUACUAGAGGAUCGGAGGGAUGCUGUCCGCGCGCUAAAAUCCCUCUCCAAGAAAUAUCGCAUGGAGGUGGGGACCCAGGCAAUGGAACACCUGAUUCGCAUCCUGCAGACAGACAGGUCAGACUCUGAAAUCCUGGGUUACGCUUUGGACACUCUGUACAACAUCAUCUGCAAUGAUGAAGAUGAGGAACAAGACGAAUCAGAAGACGCUGCUGCUCCUGUCUCAGGCAAGACUAAAAGCGUAUCGGCACCUGAGGACACCCAGAGGAAGCAGGAUGACAUCGGAUCUCAGUUUACUGAGCGUUUUAUCCAGGAGCCAGAGAAUGUCACGCUACUGCUGUCUCUGCUGGAGGAAUUUGACUUCCAUGUCCGUUGGCCCGGAGUGAAGCUCCUGACAGCUUUGCUGAAGUGCCAGUGUACCCAGCUACAGGGCGUUAUCCUCGUCAGUCCCAUGGGUGUUUCCAGGCUAAUGGACCUAUUGGCUGACUCCAGAGAGGUUAUCCGUAAUGACGGCCUCCUUCUGCUGCAGCAGCUCACCAAAGGCAACGCAGCCAUCCAGAAGAUUGUGGCGUUUGAAAACGCUUUUGAGAGACUGUUGGACAUCAUGGCAGAGGAGGGCAGCAGUGAUGGAGGUAUUGUGGUAGAAGACUGCCUGCUCCUGCUGCUGACCCUACUGAAGAACAACAGCUCAAACCAGAACUUCUUUAAGGAGGGCUCCUACAUCCAGAGGAUGAAGCCGUGGUUUGAGGUGGGCGAUGACAACUCGGGCUGGUCAGCGCAAAAGGUCACCAACCUGCACCUGAUGCUACAGCUGGUACGAGUGCUGGUGUCCCCUGUGAAUUCUCCAGGUGCCACGGCCAGCUGUCAGAAGACCAUGUUCCAGUGUGGCCUGUUACAACAGCUCUGCACCAUUCUAAUGGCCACCGGGGUCCCUGCUGACAUCCUCACUGAGACCAUCAACACUGUGUCAGAGGUCAUCCGUGGGUCACAGGUCAACCAGGACUACUUUGCUUCUGUCAACGCUCCAUCCAACCCACCACGGCCUGCUAUCGUGGUGCUGCUGAUGUCCAUGGUAAAUGAGCGGCAGCCCUUUGUCCUGCGCUGUGCUGUGCUCUACUGCUUCCAGUGUUUCCUCUACAAGAACCAGAAGGGCCAGAGUGAGAUUGUGGCCACACUCCUGCCCUCCACUAUAGACGCAAACUCCAUCUCUGCAGGGCAGCUGCUUUGUGGGGGCCUGUUCUCAGCCGACUCUCUGUCUAACUGGUGUGCUGCGGUGGCGUUGGGCCACGCCCUGCAGGAUAACCUCACCCAGAAGGAACAGCUGUUGCGGGUGCAGCUGGCCACCAGCCUGGGCAAACCUCCCGUCUCCCUGCUCCAGCAGUGCACCAACAUCCUGUCCCAGGGUGAUAAACUCAGCCGGCGGGGCAGCAGGGUGCAGGCGCGGGUCGGCCUCCUCAUGCUGUUGUGCACAUGGAUGAGCAACUGUCCCAUUGCGGUCACACACUUCCUACACAAUCAGGACAACGUUCCUUUUCUGACGGCUCAAAUCUCGGAGAACCUGGGCGAGGACGAGAGGCUUGUGCAGGGCCUGUGUGCCCUCCUGCUGGGCAUCUGUAUCUAUUACAAUGACAACUCUCUGGAGAACUAUACCAGAGAGAAACUGAAGCAGCUGGUUGAGAAGCGUAUCGGGAAGGAGAACUUUGUGGAGAAGCUGGGCUUCAUCACCAAGCACGAGCUGUAUUCCCGUGCGGCCCAGAAACCCCAGCCAACCUUCUCCACCCCCGAGCACAUGUUGUUCGACCACGAGUUCACCAGGCUGGUCAAAGAGCUGGAGGGCAUCAUAACGAAGGCAGUGCACAAGUCAAGUGAGGAGGAGAAAAAGGAGGAAGAGGUGAAGAAGAGUCUGGAACAGCAUGACAGCAUCGUCACUCAGUACAAAGAGCUGAUCAGGGAGCAGGACGUUCAGUUGAACGAGCUGAAGGACCAAGUGGCAUUGCUGACCGCGCACCAGGAGCAGAUGCAGACCACCAUCACGCAACAACUCUCCCAGAUCCAGCAGCACAAAGACCAGUACAACAUCCUCAAACUCAAACUAGGUAAAGAUGGUGUUGUGUCUGGGCAGGCGGAGGAAGCCCAUGAGAACGGACUUCAGCUAGAGGAAUUUACUCUGCUCAGAGACGAGUUGGAGGAGUUACGCAGACAACAUGCACAGCUGCAAACGCAAGUCACAGAAAAGGACACACUCAUCACCAGCCUGAAAACCGAGGGGCUGCGGCCAGUGGAAGGCUCAGGAAUCGCGUCUGGACCCACAGAGCUUCUGAAGGAAGUGGAGGCACUGAGGGAGCAGGUGCAGAACCAGGAGGUGGAGAUCGCCAACCUGCACAGUGACAGGCAGGAGCUACAGAGGAGAGCAGACACUGUGCAGGUGUCUUCUGCAGUCAGUGUGGGGGAGGCAGGCUCUGUAUCUCAAGUGGCAGAGCUGGAGAGCAGACUCUCAGCACAGACCGCCGAGACACACAGACUACAGGAGGAGUUGCGGGGUCUCUCUGAGGUCAAGGCGGCACUAGAGAAGGAGCUGGCGUCAGCCACCAGCACAGUAGCCAUCUUGCAGGCAGAGAAAAGCAGACUGCAGCAGGACGUCUCGGAGUCCAAGAAGGAGCAGGAUGAUCUCCUGAUGCUGCUGGCUGACCAAGACCAGAAGAUCCUCACCCUCAAACAUAAGCUCAAAGACCUGGGAGAAAUGGUUGAGGAUGAGGACGAUCUGGACGCUAGGGACCCAUCUGAGGAAGAUGAGGAGGAGGAGGAGGAUGAUGAUGAAUAGAGAGACUGCAUCAGUUCACCAGAAUGGAGGGAAAAGUGAAAGGCCUUUCUGAUCCCUUCCAUGCCUACACUAAUCUGCAGAGGGAGAGGCAGGACGGGGCCUUGGAAUGGUGCUCCAGGACAUUCCCACAAUCCUCUGCUUCUAUUUACCCAUCCAGCAGACUCCUCUGUUCAGUUCUGGUGUUGAUUUCUUUAUUUUGUGGCCUGAUUGGAGGAUCUGGUUUUCUCGUGUACUUCUACUGGACCAUCAGAAGCCUUGUGUGACCUCUCCAGACACUGCUACAGACGUGCUCAGGUCACGGCAUCUCUUGGCCAUCCAAUCGUUGUUAAAGACAUGCACGCAUCUUUAAAAAAAAAAAGAUUCUUUUUUUAAGGUGCAAAAGAAGAAAACUGCAUCCUACAGAUAAGAUGCCAUAACUGGAGAUAUAAAUACCCAAAAGAAACUCCACCUCCUGUGGCUUUUUGUGUGUUUAUAUGCUGUGCUUUCAUACUUUGCACCUGCAAACACAGUUUAUUAGUGUUUUUUUCCCCUGGCUACAGCACAGAGGAGUUGAAAUGUCCCACCUGAAGCGGCUGGGUUGGUAAAAACUACUCGGGAGAAAACAUUUUCCUCUCACACACUGCCUCUGUCACCUGAGAGUGGCAGGUCACUUGGUCAGCCUUCCCAAGUGUUAGUGCGAGGGAGAGAGAGAGAGAGAGAGAGAGAGAGAGAGAGAGAGAGAGAGAUUUAAUGUAUGCCUUCAUUGCUUAGGUGCACUGGUGAACUUGCUCUUCACUGCCCAUCUCUAAAACAGCAGCUAGGGGGCAGUGUGGGGACACACCCACCUUGAUUGGCACCUUAGAACACCAACCUCUUCACAAAGCUGCUGUUCAGUGAUGUCCAGUACCCUUCCCCCCUCAAACUGCUGCUGAAAUGCGUGCGCGUGCACACACAGAGACAGACAGCCUCAUCAGCCUUCAGGGGUUCUGCUGGGACAAUGCAUUCAGGUUCAAGUUAUCAGAGCUAUUUUUGCAGGCUUCGUCUGGUUUAGAUGUUCACACAUUUAAUUUAUGGACAUAAUCUGCUUAAAGUCACAUCAGUAUACAGAAUAAAUUCCCUUAUAGGUAACGAGGCUUUUAAACUCAUGUACUUGGGAUUAAAUAUUGCAGUUAGAUUUCAUUGCAUAGACAAGUUUCACCAUUGUGUUUUAUUAUCUGCAACAGUGUACUUAAGAAAACAUCCAGGAUGCUGGCUCUGAUAAUUGUUUGGUUAAUCCCACAGCAUUAGUUGUACUAUAGUUAAUUUUUGUCAUUGUUAAAUGAACAUUCACAUACUUUAAGAAGCAAUGGUUAAAAAUGGAAGCAGUGAUGCUGGGAGAGGAAAUGUUUGCUCUGCUGAGAGAACUGUCACUGUUUGAGAGCUUAAGAGUUUGAAUUUCACAGUUUUAAUGUGAAAAGUUCUUAACCACCUGGCUGAGGAAGACUACUAACGAAACUCAAAAACGCAGAGCAGUGUUUCCUUUUUAAAACUGGACUGAUCCGUGCACAUCUCCCGAAGUUCUGCUCUUGACCAACCUUUUGUAUGAAUUGCGCUUCUGUUGCGACUCCAGGCCAUUUUGCAUCAGGUUAUCAUGAAUAAAGGGCAGAUAUUCUGG